AUGGCAUCAACUUCUGGUACCCACACCCUUCUAUCCCGUGUGAAUUGCGUGGAGAGAGCAGCAGAGGUUGCCAAAAAGUCGCCACCUAAAAUUGUCCCAUUAACAGAGGAAGCCAAAGCUCUCCCUACACAUAUUAUUAAUGUCACAGAUCCAUCUAAAUUAAAUGCGCAAACACCUUUUUUUAAGUGUCCACCUUGGGCAGGGCUUCCAGUACGUGCCUGUCAUCUACACUGCACACGAGAUGGAGUGCCACUACCUUCAUUAGGUUUGGAUCGUUUUCCAUUUUAUUUAUUUGGACGAAGUCCUGUGUGUGAUUAUGUGCUUGAACACCCAUCGGUGAGCAGUAUCCACGCCGUAUUGGUAUUUCAUCGCGAGCAGGAGUGUUUUGUAUUGAUGGAUUUGGGUUCAACAAAUGGGGUAAAGCUUAACGGUGUUCGCAUAGAGAAAAAGCGACCUGUUCCAGCUCCUAUUGGGAGUAGCAUACAAUUUGGUUUUAGUACACGUCUUUACAAAGUUAGUUUGGGGCCUCCACCCUCUUCAAAGCGAUUGCGAGAAGAGAGAGAGGAACGAGAAGAACUGAAGCUUGCAAAGGCACAGACAGCUGUGGAUGCUCUUGUAGCUGCUACUAGUACUAGUACUACUACUAAUAUUGCUAUCAAUGCUGGAAAUGAUAAUGUUACUUCUGCUACUAAUUUAGUAAAAGAUUCAGGCUUCACUUGCAAGACAGGAGUUGCAACAGAAUCAACCGAAACUGUGAAAGAGAAUCCAACAGGGACGGCUGUUGUUAAUACAGAGAAGAUGCAAACAGUAAAACCUACACCUGCUGUGCGGCACUUAUAUCAUGUGCUUAUUAAGCACAAGGAUGUACGUCGCCCUGUCUCUCUCGCCCCACGUAAUAAAGGAGAUCCUAUAACGCGAUCGAAGGCAGAUGCAGUGGCAUUAGCAGAAGCCAUUCGCUCACGACACGGUGAAAAGAAACAGUGGUCGUUAGAGGAAUUUACUGCUGUUGUGAAGGACUUCAGUGAGUGUGGUUCUGCUAAACGAAAUGGGGAUUUGGGAAUAGUGGAAAGUGGCACUUAUACGGAGAAGUUUGACGAGGUGGCCUUUGCACUCGACGGAGGUGCUGUAAGUUCACCAGUAGAGACAGAACUUGGUGUACAUCUUAUUUACUACUACAUUGAUCCAUAG
This is a messenger RNA of Trypanosoma theileri, 1188 nucleotides long. RefSeq names its product peptidyl-prolyl cis-trans isomerase. The record is from RefSeq and is a predicted model, not a curated record. Gene Ontology annotation, molecular function: protein binding; mRNA binding; peptidyl-prolyl cis-trans isomerase activity. The transcript has a single exon. The coding region runs from base 1 to 1188 and encodes 395 amino acids. Lineage: Eukaryota; Euglenozoa; Kinetoplastea; Trypanosomatida; Trypanosomatidae.